CCACAUCUAUCAACAGUUUCGCUCAGUAAGCUGAAUAGCAUAUUCGGCCUUCAGGCGUUGUGCUUUCCUCCCAAGUUACCUCCACGUUCUGAUAGAAACUAUCUGCGUCCAUAUCAAGUGAAGUAGUGAGGAGAGUCCUGCAACGCGUAACUCAGUCAUUAAGGACACGGUGGGUAAUUGCCGAGAAAGUUACCGGGAAAUCAUUGGGAGAACUCGACAACAGGAAACUGUGAACAACAAUCUUAAAUUGUCAUCAAGUCGUUAGUGCACAAAGUUUGCAGUUAAAGUCGGCCAGUCAUAGAGAUUCAUAAUUCUUUGAAAAUAACUUGCUCCGCACUAGACCAGCAGUGUCAGGGAAAGGUUGAAGGAUUUUAGGCAAUCAAAAAUGGCAAACAAAGUGUUGAUAAAGAACAGCGGAUUCGCCCAACAAUUGGCUAAGAACGUUGGCACCAAAAUCGAUGGGGAUCCUCUCUGGUGUGCUCGUUUCAAUGCAACAAACCCCGAUGCAGUUAUUCAAACCUAUCUUGAUGGAUUAGAAGAUGGUGCGGACAUUAUCAGUACGAAUACUUAUCAAGCAAGCGUGGAUGGUUACAUGCAAUACCUUAGCCUAACCAAAGAAGAAAGCAUCGAACUAAUCAAGAAAACUGUAAAACAUGCUCAUACGGCUCGUGAAAAGUGGUUGGCUAAAAUCGGAAAAACCCUAGAGGAAAACAACGGUUUUCCCUUAAUAUCUGGUUCAGUUGGAGCUUACGGGGCACACUUACAUGAUGGCUCUGAAUACACCGGCGACUAUGCGGACACAGUCGAUGCAGAUACUUUUAAAAAAUGGCAUAAAAUGCAUAUUGAUGCCAUUCUAGACGUAGGAGUUGAUUGCUUAUGCAUAGAAACUAUUCCAUGUCAGGCGGAAUCGAAAGCAAUAAUUGAGAUGCUCUGUGAUGAUUAUCCUGAUGUCAAAUUUUGGAUUACACAUCAAUGCAAGGAUGAUAAAAAUCUGGCACAUGGAGAGCCCUUGGGAGAGGUCUGCCAAAUGAUUUGGGACCACUUAAAGGCGCGAAAUUUAACAAAAAAUUGCUAUGCUGUUGGUGCUAAUUGUGUCAAGCCGAAGUUUGUUACAAGCCUCUUCAAGAGUGUGAAUGGUGGCAAAAAACCCGAAGAAUACAUUCCAUUAGUAGUGUACCCAACUAGCGGCGAAACAUAUGAGAAAGAUAUCGGUUGGGUAAAGAAAGGAGACUGUCCCCCAAUUGAAGGGUUCAUCCCUGAAUGGGUUGCCCUUGGUUUGAGAAUCCUUGGAGGUGGAUGCCGAACAUCUUCAAAAGAUGCACAAAAAUUCAAAGAUGUCCUUGAAGGUUUAAAUAAGUAGAAUGCAAAUUUAAACCUGCUAUCCUCCAAAUUUCGGAAUAAAAUUCAGAUUUCUCAAGAGAA
Molecule: messenger RNA, 1422 nt
Organism: Hermetia illucens (black soldier fly)
Lineage: Eukaryota; Metazoa; Arthropoda; Insecta; Diptera; Stratiomyidae
Product: homocysteine S-methyltransferase 1-like
Exons: 9
Coding region: 386-1360 (324 amino acids)
Biological process (GO): S-methylmethionine cycle
Molecular function (GO): S-adenosylmethionine-homocysteine S-methyltransferase activity
Source: RefSeq, a predicted model, not a curated record